AGAUAACCGAGGACGUUAUCGGGAUUAUGUUAAUGAUUCUGUACAUUUUCGUCAAAUCAAAUUAGCUUCCCUCCUCGGAACAAUAAUAAGAUCUUCCCGGCAAGCGUGGAGAUUGGAAUCUCCCAAACCCAAAGCGCUUCGGAAUUUCAGCAUUUUGAAAAGCUAACGCAGUCAGCGGAAUAUCCGUCCAAAAUUGACAGAUACAGGGAGAGAAAUGGGCGCAGGGAAGAUCUGGAACGCCAUGGACGUAGCGGAGGGAGCUCGCAACAACGGAAGCUCGGAGAUUCGUUCGUCCCCGAUCACCGUCGACCACGCGCUUUCGCUUCCCGAAAUGAGCCCUAGAAUCAUAAAUCUCUGCAAGGAUCUUUUCAAGAAAUGGUUGAAGUUGGAUAAUUCACACUUCACUGUUACGACUAUUUCUGGAGGCAUCACGAAUCUUUUACUAAAGGUGUCAAUCAGGGAAGAAAAUGGAGACACGGUGAACAUGACCGUUAGACUAUAUGGCCCCAACACUGAAUACGUCAUCAAUCGGGGACGGGAAUUGCAGGCCAUUGGGUACCUCUCAGCUGCAGGAUUUGGUGCCAAGUUGCUUGGAGUUUUUGGAAAUGGCAUGGUGCAAUCAUUUAUAAAUGCACACACACUGACCCCACUUGACAUGAGAAAGCCCAAGCUGGCUGCAGAAAUUGCAAAGCAGCUCCAUAAGUUCCAUCAGGUGGAAAUUCCAGGCUCCAAAGAACCUCAGCUGUGGAAUGAUGCUUUCAAGUUCUUUCAAAAAGCAUCCACUCUUGCAUUUGAUGAUAGUGAGAAGCAGAAGAUAUAUGAAACAAUUUCAUUUGAAGAAGUUCAUACCGAACUUAUGAAGCUCAAGGAAUUGACGGUUCACUUUGAUGCUCCUGUGGUUUUUGCACACAAUGACUUGCUUUCUGGAAAUAUUAUGUUUAAUGAUGAAGAAGAUAAACUCUAUUUAAUUGAUUUUGAGUAUGGAUCAUACAAUUACAGAGGUUUUGAUAUUGGAAAUCACUUCAACGAAUAUGCUGGCUAUGAUUGUGACUAUAGCUUAUAUCCAAGUAAAGAUGAGCAGCAUCAUUUCUUCAGGCAUUAUUUAGAACCUGAAAAACCUUAUGCGGUGUCUGACAAAGAUAUCGAGGCGCUCUACGUUGAGACAAACAGUUACAGGUUAGCUUCACACUUGUAUUGGGCAUUGUGGGCUCUCAUCCAGGCCAAGAUGUCUCCAAUAGAUUUUGAUUAUCUCAGCUACUUCUUCCUGCGAUACAACGAAUAUAAGAAGCAGAAGGAGUCCUGCUUCUCACUGGCGCAGUCUUACCUGUCGGGAUCUGGGACCCGUUGAAAUGACAUGGUAUACAUGAAACUAGCAUUCGCUGUAUCCAGUACAGUUAUAGGCAGACAUGCAGCUUCUUUGGUUGUAAAAAUUCUUUGUAGCCUUGUAGAAGGAAGAAGCAAAAACAGAUUUGAAGCAAUAAUAGGGGCCUCCGGUUGUAGUACCGCAUUCUGUUGUAGCUCUGAGGCUUGUAUUCAAUAAAUAGCAAAUUUGCAACAUUGUAUUCCUUCUUGUUCUGUAACAUUCAUUUUCCACUAAAAAUUUGGUAAAAUUUGUAGACCCGACAUGGGAUAUAAUGGUGUACUACAGAAGAUGUGGUUUUGAAUACAAAAGAAAGAUUGGUAAGUUAAAAUUUGAUCA
This is a messenger RNA of Diospyros lotus (date-plum), 1699 nucleotides long. Its product is annotated as probable ethanolamine kinase. Gene Ontology annotation, molecular function: ethanolamine kinase activity; choline kinase activity. The transcript has 11 exons. Gene Ontology annotation, cellular component: cytoplasm. Gene Ontology annotation, biological process: phosphatidylcholine biosynthetic process; phosphatidylethanolamine biosynthetic process. The record is from RefSeq and is a predicted model, not a curated record. Lineage: Eukaryota; Viridiplantae; Streptophyta; Magnoliopsida; Ericales; Ebenaceae. The coding region runs from base 215 to 1348 and encodes 377 amino acids.